CUCUUUUACCCUUCUCUCCCUGUCUCUCUGUCAACUGCGAUAUUCAUGGUAGCCGACGCUAACUUCAGACUUCAGAGUUUAGUGGGAGAGAAAAGCUAACGAAAAUAGAGAAAAGAGAGGGGGCGGGGGCGGGAAAGGAGCGAAGAAAGGAGUAUACUUGGUUAUGAUGAUAGAUUCAAUUGACAAAUGCUUUUGUAAUAUGCCUUAAUGUCAUUCUUUAUGCCUGUAGAUGAUUUUCUUUUGGCUGUUUCUGUAAAUAAGGUUAGCUGAACGUAAGUCAGCUGGUUUACAUGUUUGAAAAUAGUACUGCAGUCCAUACUGUUGCUUCCUGCAGAUUUGGGCACAACGAAAGAUGCAUUGUGCCCUUCGAAGAACCCGUAGCAACACUCAGAAAGUUUCAGACGGAGGAAAGGGUUCUAUACUGAGGAAAUCUUCAGAAUUAAACGGCUGCAGAACAUCUACAGAGGGUUGUGAAAGCUUAUCCCUUGUUUGUAGGAAUUCUGACCAUAGGCUUGCUUUCGUGACGUUCCUUGUGCUCGAACCCGAUGGACAAUGGAAAAUUGUUGCACUGCCAUUGCAAUUCCGUGAUCACUCAAGCCAAUUGGAAUCUGGAGGUCAUGUGAAAAUGGAUGGUCUCCAUCUGGUUUCCCCACCACAUAUAAAUUCAUUCAAGGCUGAUCGACAGAAGGUGCAGAGAGGACCUCCCCAUGAUAAUAUAUUCUCUGUCAAACCAUAUACAGCAAGAAGCUUUUCUGGAUCAAAUGUGCAACAUAAAGCUCGAAAUAAGGCCUUGGUAAAUACUGCAGCUAAAUUUAAUGAACUAUCUGGUAAUUCUUGUCCAAAUCUUUUUUCGGGUGGUGAUUCCUCCAGCUUAAUACUGAGUGGCUGUACUGCCAAUGAUUCAUCUGAUAUGCCCAUUGACCAUUCCAAAGUAGGCAAAACUGUAAGAAAAAACUCAAGAAACAAGGCAAGAAAGAAGGGGAAACAGAAAAAGAAACGUUCAUGUGAUUCUGGUUCUACAGAACUUGAAGCAAAUUCUGAAGAAUAUGUCCAUGGAAGCUCAACCUCUGAAACCUGUACUAACAAUGAUAUGGAUCAUCAGAAUGAAUUUGUUUCAUGUGCAGCUGUACCGUCAAUUUUGCUGACUGAUUGUAGGGCUAAUAGACAUGAUUUUGGAGCAGAUAGUAAUGACAUAAUAAACUGUUCUGAAAAUCAUAAGAGGUGCACUCCUUCCAAUGACGAUUUGAAUGCACUGGAAGCUGUAGUACCAUCUGCAGUUCAAGAUUCUACUAAUGAACAUCCUACAGAUAAGUCAGAAAAUGGAUUGAUCUUAGAUGAAGAAGAGAACGUCUGUUGUGAUGAUUCACAUUCUCAAAUUUUCUCUGAUAUGCCUGAUUCUAUUUUGUUGGAUCCAGUCUCUGUUGGUUGGAACAGUGAUGAUAGCACUACUGCCGGUGAUGAUGAAAAAGCAUCCAAUGGGGAAAGCAAUGUAACUAAUUCUUCAGAACCACCUGGUUACCCUUCUAGAAAGGGAUGCUUUUCUCAUCUAAAUUCCUUGAAUGGUGUUGUAGAUUCCUAUAAUCAUGCUGUAGGAGUGUGCUGUCAGGUCCAUAACAGCCAAAACACACAGUUGGUUUUACCAGGUAAGAGAGGUACGGAAGCUAAAAGAGCACCCAAGAAUUCGAAUGUCCACAUAGUUGGCAGUGUUGGAAAUUUGCAUAGCCGCACUGGGAAAGAAAAUAAUCAUUCUGUGUGGCAGAAGGUUCAGAAGAAUGAUGCUACUGAGCUUGAUUAUGAAGUGAAGAAAGCUAAUCCAGUUUGCUCAGAUUUCAGUGUUUCUUCGAAAGAGGACCCUGUGCUUAAAAGAAAAUCUAAUGCCAUUGAGUCAAAUAUAUUAUCAAAACCUGAAGAUAAAAAGUCAAAUGUUAAGUCUUCUAGAAACCUUAAAAAGAAAAGUAGUCAAGGAUCAAAACAAAGUUUCAACUGUUAUUCAAAGAAGGGAUCUCAUACUGUAAAGGUCAGCUCAAAUGCUCCAGAAGAGAUUAAUUUGCAACAGAAUGAAAUAUUGAAUAUCCCAGCUGAGGUGAACAACAGCAAAGGAUUUGCUAGUGUUCUUCAAAUUGGUUCUCCAAGCAUUGGUUUUGGAAGCGAAGGCGUUGAAUGUGUGGCCUCUGAAACAGAUGGACUACAGUCUCUUGGGCAUGUCUAUAACAGUGUUUCUUCUAUAGAUGAUCAAACCACAGAAGAUAAGAAAUGCCCAAUGCUGAAGUCGCAUGAUUCAUUGAACCAGUCGAAUUUUCUUGAGGUUCAGCCUCCUGUGUACUAUCCUCCUCUUGUUGGUAAUGAAGUUUCUGAAGUAGACAAAGGAGCAUCUCUUUCAGAAUGCAGCAAGCGGGACUGCAAUUCUGGUUCUGUUCUGCAGAAAUGGGUUCCUGUUGGGCUAAAACAGCCUGAGCUCACAAGCUCUGGUAAAUAUGACAUUUCAUCAUCACAUUUGGAUGCACCAGGUGCUGAAAUUUGCACUCUGAAGAAUAUUCCAGAAGAAGAAAGGGUUUCCAAUUCUCAAAAUCUUGUUUCUGCAAUGAAUACCGGUGUAACUUGCAUGAUUCAGGAUUCUGGAAGUGUAAAUUGCUAUUCAGAAAAUGAUGGCCAGACUCUGAAGUUUAGUAAUCAGAUAACCUGCAUACCUAUAGAGCACAGUAACAAGCCUGUUUCUGCCAGCUGCUCAGCGCUUUUAUCUAAUGGUAGCAUUUCUACUCUUGCUGCAGAGUCAGAUAAGAUUGCACAAGCAAUUAAUGAUGCUUGUCGAUUACGGUUGGCAUCUGAGAUUGUUCAAUUGACCAUUGGUAGCCCAAUUGCUGAGUUUGAAAGGGUUCUUCAUUCUGCUUCUCCAGCAAUAUGUCAAUCACAAAAUAUUCGAAGUUGCCAGACUUGCUUGCAAGGUCAGGCUAAUGGUGCAUCUCUCUGCAGGCAUGAGACACCUAAUAUAUCUUUAGGAAGUCUUUGGCAGUGGUAUGAAAGACAUGGCGUCUACGGGUUAGAAGUGAGGGCAGAAUAUGAAAAUUCAAAGAGAUUGGGUUCUGAUCAUUCCGCAUUUCGUGCAUAUUUUGUCCCUUUCUUGUCAGCAGUUCAGCUGUUUGGAAACCAUGAAAGUUCUACAGAUGACAAAGGAAGUCCGGGUGGUGAGAUUCUAGAGGCAUGUGAGAAGGGUGAAAUGUCAGAAGACUCUUCUAAUAUUGAUCGCCUUCCAAUAUUUUCUAUUCUUAUUCCUCAGCCUCAAGCCAUGCACACCAAGUGUUUGCUGGAUGUAAAUCAGGCGUGUAGUUCAGAAUCAUCUUUGGUGUCUUCCAGAGACGACAUAUCUGCUAAAUCAGAUGGCAAUAAAUGGUCGGAUGAUGCAGAGCUACUAUUUGAAUUUUUUGAAUUUGAACAACCGCAGCAAAGACGGCCAUUAUUUGAGAAGAUUAAGGAGCUUGUUAGAGGUGAUGGACAAUGCAAAGCAUAUGGUGAUCCAACUAAACUAGACUCCAUGGAUCUACGUGAACUUCAUCCUAGAUCCUGGUUUUCAGUCGCAUGGUAUCCUAUCUAUAAGAUACCUGAUGGUAACUUUCAUGCGGCAUUCUUGACUUACCAUUCGCUGGGCCAUUUGGUUCAUAGAAGUACUGCAAUUGAUUCCUCAAGCAUGGACGGUGGUAUAGUUUUGCCAGUUGUCGGUCUUCAAAGUUAUAAUGCACAGGGUGAAUGCUGGUUCCAGUUGAAGCAGUCUGCGGUGAGCCAGCCAGCAGAAAUACCGAGCUUAGGCCCUUCUAAAAUUUUGAAAGAACGGCUCAGAACUCUUGAGCACACGGCAUCUCUUAUGGCAAGAGCUGCCGUUAGCAAGGGAAAGCUGACUUCUGUGAACAGACACCCUGAUUAUGAGUUCUUCCUCUCUAGGCGUCGCUGAUAAUAUUCUCUAAAUUUUCAUAUUUCCAACUCAGUAGUUCUUUUUCUCUAUGCAGUUGUGUAAUAAUUAAGGAACCAAAACGGGGUACAAAUUGAAAGUGCCCAUCUAGCUCCAUAGCUUCUUCUGCUUACCGCUGUUUUUCUCUUCCAGGGUAGAACUUGUUCCAUCUGUUUAUAGUUCUGUAUGUGGAUACCCUCUUCUUCAAUGUCCCCCAAUUUUUGGAUGCUAUGAAUGAGAGAUGUCACUUUCAAGGCUUGGAAGGGGAGUACUGCUGAACCUUAUUUAGCAGUAUUUGGAUGAUGUAAAAAUAUGUUUUAACUCAGCUUAAAGGCUUACAAUUGGGAACCUUUGGCCUAGUUAAUUGCCAAUUUUAGUUGAUAAGCCA
This is a messenger RNA of Malania oleifera, 4328 nucleotides long. RefSeq lists its product as uncharacterized. The record is from RefSeq and is a predicted model, not a curated record. The coding region runs from base 353 to 3943 and encodes 1196 amino acids. The transcript has 8 exons. NCBI's taxonomy places the organism in Eukaryota, Viridiplantae, Streptophyta, Magnoliopsida, Santalales, Ximeniaceae.